UUCCUCAGCAAGAAACCUGAUUCAUACUGCUAUAUAUUCUCAGCCUCUUCUCCAAAAGCGCGUGUAGUGUGUAACAAAUAAGCAGGUCGCAGAAUCCAUCACCAACCUUCAUUCUCUCUCUAAAUUACCCAAAUCCUCUCUCGUAUAAACUGCACCAACACUCGUCUAAGCUCGUACGUUGUCGGUCAGUCACUUCCGCCAUGAACGGCGGACCUGAUCACCACCACCACAGCCAAAACGACAUCCCGUUGUUGGAGCUCCGCCAACUGAAAGUCAUCUCCGUCCUCGGUCGCGGAGCCAAAGGCGUGGUGUUCCUGGUCCAACCAGAUCAACAGCAGUCGACCAAUAACGAAUUUCUUGCUCUGAAGGCAAUUUCCAAAGCCUCGAUUCAGAAUAGCAAGGUCGACAACAAUGGAGAUCUCAAUGAGAAUAGACGAAUCUGCUUCGAACAAGAAGUGUUGAGAAGUUUCCGACAUCCACUCCUUCCCAGACUUCGAGGAGUUCUCUCCACCGACGAGAUCAUCGGCUAUGCCAUCGAUUACUGUCCUGGACGCGAUCUCAACUCUCUCAGAAAUAAUCAAACCGAGAAAAUGUUCUCCGACGAUAUCAUCAGGUUUUAUGCUGCGGAAUUGAUACUGGCAUUGGAGUAUUUGCACGGAUUAGGGAUUGUUUACAGAGAUUUGAAGCCAGAAAAUGUAGUGAUUCAAGAGAACGGGCAUCUAAUGCUCGUUGAUUUCGAUCUAUCGACAAAACUCCCGCCAAAAUCUCCCGAACCUCGUCGGCCGAUUGUUAAAUCAGUCUCGAAAUCCGCGCCGAUUAAGAAGAAACGAUUUCCGUCGUUCCAGAGGUGUUGGAACUCGGGCAUUUCGCCGGAAGACUCGGCGCCUCUGCCGGAGAUCGGUGUCGACUCGGCGAGUUUCGAGUCGGACUCGGCUGCGAAGUCGAAAUCGUUCGUCGGGACGGAGGACUACGUGGCACCGGAGAUCAUACUAGGCAAGGGCCACGAUUUCGCCGUGGACUGUUGGUGCUUGGGCGUUAUGUUGUACGAGAUGUUGUAUGGAACGACGCCGUUCCGGGGGUCGAACAGGAAAGAGACGUUCCACCGGAUACUCAAGAAGUCGCCGGAGCUAACCGGAGAGCCGACGCCGUUGAGGGACUUGAUUGCAAAGUUGCUGGAAAAGGACCCAAUGCUGAGGAUCUCACUGGAGGGGAUCAAGGGCCACGAUUUCUUCCGAGGGGUUGAUUGGGAUCUGAUCUGGCAAAUCGAACGGCCACCGUUUAUUCCUCUACUGCCGGAGGACGAGGAUACAUUAGGAAAUAAAGAAAUUGAUGUGGAGUCUUUUGUCCAAGAAGCUUUUGGAAGUAAGAGUAAUGAGGAGAACAUAAACAAUGGUGUGUGGGUCGAAGCAGUGAAUCUCCGCUCCCAAAGUGACAAAUUUUUUACUAUUUUCUAAACUAUUUCUCUAUAACUAAUUUUUUUAUUCAUUCGAAGCUACUCCAAAGUCUGUGGUACGUCAUGGAUGAUGUCAAGUUUUUGAACUACAAAUAUAAAUUAAUCAACUUAUUAACAUUAUUCUAUUUUAGAUGCUUUAUGUGAUUUGAAUAUACUAUGGUGAACGUGUUCUGUCCAAAUUUGAAAACCGUCAUUUUUUUGUUUAAAUAAUAUUCAAAGUUUAGUGUC
This is a messenger RNA of Cornus florida, 1681 nucleotides long. Its product is annotated as serine/threonine-protein kinase OXI1-like. The coding region runs from base 201 to 1454 and encodes 417 amino acids. Gene Ontology annotation, biological process: protein phosphorylation. The record is from RefSeq and is a predicted model, not a curated record. Gene Ontology annotation, molecular function: ATP binding; protein serine/threonine kinase activity. Lineage: Eukaryota; Viridiplantae; Streptophyta; Magnoliopsida; Cornales; Cornaceae. Gene Ontology annotation, cellular component: cytoplasm; plasma membrane; nucleus. The transcript has 2 exons.